Molecule: messenger RNA, 496 nt
Organism: Eimeria tenella
Lineage: Eukaryota; Apicomplexa; Conoidasida; Eucoccidiorida; Eimeriidae
Product: P-Type cation-transporting ATPase, putative
Exons: 2
Cellular component (GO): membrane
Molecular function (GO): P-type transmembrane transporter activity
Source: RefSeq, a predicted model, not a curated record
GGAGCUGCUGGACCCCGUGAAUUUGCUGCAGGUCUUUUUGCUGCUGAAUUCUUUGUUUUGGAGAAGUUACAUUUCCUCUUCCCUGUGGGUGCUGCUGGGGGCCUUGGCAGCAAUUCGGAAAGCCCUUUUGGCCCGCCGCAGCCAGCAGCACGUCCGCCAGCUGCUGCUGGCAGCAAACGGGCAGCAGGUCUUUGUCCUCCGCAGCAAGUCCGUCGCCAAGAUCUCCUCUGCGGGACUGGUUCCGGGGGACGUGGUGCUGCUGCAGCAGGGCGCUGCGUGCCCCGCAGAUGUGCUGCUGCUGCGGGGCUCAGCUGUGGUGGACCAGGCGGACUUCACUGGAGAAGCAGCACCAGUAGAAAAGGUCCCUUUGGAAGCAGCAGCGCAGCAGCAAACUGAAGCAAAGGGGCCCCAGCUGCUGCAGGGACAAACAGCAGCAGAGAGACUCGUGGCCGCCCACCCUCACAGCCUUGUGCAUGCUGGUGAGCCCUCAGAAUAG